Pyrus x bretschneideri (Chinese white pear) is the source of this 1482-nucleotide messenger RNA. RefSeq names its product choline monooxygenase, chloroplastic. The record is from RefSeq and is a predicted model, not a curated record. The transcript is spliced from 10 exons. The coding region runs from base 131 to 1348 and encodes 405 amino acids. Gene Ontology annotation, molecular function: iron ion binding; 2 iron, 2 sulfur cluster binding. NCBI's taxonomy places the organism in Eukaryota, Viridiplantae, Streptophyta, Magnoliopsida, Rosales, Rosaceae.
UGAAAUGCUUCCGAUUUGAGGAGUCAUAUAAAAAAAAUAAUAAAAUAAAUAAAAAUAAAAAUAAAGUCAAAAGCAGAAGCAGUGAACAAACCUCCUGGCUGAGCGCGCGGAGCUCUCGAAGCCAACGGAGAUGGCGAUGACUGUGGCAACUUUCCAACCCAAAACACUUCGACCCAAAAGCCCUUACCUUCUUCCCAAUCUACCCAGAAGAGUCUGCAACUUCAAGGCCUUCUCCCUCCACAAUCCCCAGCUCCCAUCACUCGUGGGUCAGUUCGAACCCACCAUCCCAAUAGAGAGAGCAGGGACUCCUCCCAGCUCAUGGUACACCGAUCCAUCCUUUUACUCUCUCGAACUCGACACCCUUUUCUACCGUGGAUGGCAGGCCGUAGGAUAUACUGAACAGAUUAGUAAUGCAGGGGAGUUUUUCACUGGCAGAUUGGGAAACGUAGAGUUUGUGGUAUGCCAAGAUGGUGAUGGAAAGCUUCAAGCUUUUCACAAUGUCUGUCGACAUCACGCGAUGCUCCUUGCGUAUGGAAGCGGCCGCAAGUCCUGCUUUGUCUGCCCUUAUCAUGGAUGGACGUAUGGGUUAGAUGGUGCACUUCUCAAGGCAACUAGGAUAACUGGAAUACAGAAUUUCAAUGAACACGAGUUUGGACUUGUACCACUAAAAGUAGCAACUUGGGGACCGUUUAUUCUUCUCAAUAUGGAACAGAAUGUUGACAGUGAUCCAGGCAGUGUGCAAAAUGAAUGGCUUGGCAGCUCCGCAGAAGUACUGAGUAACAACGGGAUUGAUACUUCAUUAAGUUUUGUUUGCCGACGUGAUUAUGUGAUUGAAUGUAACUGGAAGGUCUUUUGUGACAACUACUUAGAUGGGGGAUACCACGUGCCUUAUGCACAUAAAGGCCUUGCAUCUGGUCUUAAUCUUGACGGUUACUCUACCACAAUGUAUGAAAAGGUCAGCAUUCAAAAGUGUGAAAGCGGCUCGACAGAAAGAAAAAAUGAUUUUGAUCGGCUUGGGUCAAAAGCGCUGUAUGCUUUCGUGUAUCCAAAUUUCAUGAUUAAUAGGUAUGGACCUUGGAUGGAUACCAAUCUAGUUUUGCCGCUGGGACAAAGGAAAUGUCAAGUGAGAUUUGAUUACUUUAUUGAAGCUUCUCUUAAGGAUGACACAGAUUUCAUAGAGAGAAGUUUGAAAGACAGUGAAAGAGUACAGAUGGAAGAUGUCAUGUUAUGUGAAGGCGUUCAAAGAGGUUUGGAAUCGCCCACAUACAAUGUCGGUAGAUACGCCCCAACUGUUGAGAAUGCCAUGCACCAUUUCCAUUGCCUGCUUCACAAGAGCCUAACAGAAUGAUGAACUCAUUGCCUUUGGGUUCUCACUCUCUUUAGAGGAGGUAUUGUUCUAAGUCCUUAAUGUCGCAUGUGUACCUAAUGGGAAUUCGUAGGUGUAACCGGAGGUAUAUCUGUAUAUUUACACCAGAGGUAUAC